This is a messenger RNA of Pogona vitticeps (central bearded dragon), 1066 nucleotides long. Lineage: Eukaryota; Metazoa; Chordata; Lepidosauria; Squamata; Agamidae. The record is from RefSeq and is a predicted model, not a curated record.
CUAUUUAUUUUAGGAAACAGUAGCAUCUUAUACAUGGAAAAAUAUGGUAAUUGUAAUGAAUAAUUGCCUCUGUUUCUUGUGAUACGUCAUUUCCAUCUCCUGUCUUUUACAUCUGAAUCACGAUUGCUAUUUUCCCCCCUGUGUCAUUCCCAAGGUCACCCAGGCAUAUAAGGACUAUGACUAUGCAAAAGUCAUCCGGCUACUGCAGGCCUUCCAUACUCGACAGCUGUCAAGCUUUUACUUUAGUAUCAUCAAGGACAGACUUUAUUGUGAAGAAGAAAAAGAUCCUAAGCGCCGCUCCUGUCAAACGGUCUUAGCAGAGGUUUUGGACACAGUGGUUCGUUCUUUUGCACCAAUAGUUCCACAUCUUGCUGAAGAGGUAUUUCAGUACCUUCCUUAUACAAAAGAGUCAGAUAGUGUGUUUCGUUCUGGAUGGAUGAAAACAAGUCCUGUAUGGAAGAAACCUGGCCUUGAGGAAGCCGUGGAGGGAGCCUGUGCAAUGCGAGAUGCUUUCUUGGGUUCCAUUGUAGGCAAAAAUUCAGUAGAAUAUCAAGUGGUCCUUGUUAUUGAGCCUGGAUUGCUCUUUGAAUUAAUGGAGGUGCUACAACAUGAAGAAUGUUCUAGUACAUCCCAGCUAAAUGAAAUAAUGAUGGCAUCACAGACAACACUGCUGAGUGAAGUACCUAGAGAGAUGGAAACUGAUGACAUAAUUAAAGGAACAUUUUUAAUAAACUUAGAAGGUGGUGACAUCCGAGAAGAGGCCAUGUAUAAAGUCCUCGUUCUACCAGCUGCCAAGUCAAAAUGCCUCCGCUGUCGAAAGUAUACUGCGGAGUCAGCAGAGACUCCAUGCCCACGCUGCAUGAACAUACUUGGUGGGAAAUGACAAUCAAGCAGCAGCCAGUUCUCCACAUUUCCUAACAUGUUUGGGAAGCUCAAAGGAAGAGAGAAAGUGUAUCAGGGAAGAGAUGCACUAUUGCCAUGAGGGUGAAUGUAGAAAAAAAAAUUGAGAAUUGGUGGUGUGUAUAUACUUGACUUUGUACAUGUAAUAAAGUGCUUAUGAGAGAUA